This is a messenger RNA of Mycosarcoma maydis (corn smut), 867 nucleotides long. Its product is annotated as putative U3 small nucleolar ribonucleoprotein component. Gene Ontology annotation, molecular function: rRNA primary transcript binding; snoRNA binding. The coding region runs from base 1 to 867 and encodes 288 amino acids. Gene Ontology annotation, biological process: rRNA processing. The transcript has a single exon. The record is from RefSeq and is a predicted model, not a curated record. Gene Ontology annotation, cellular component: Mpp10 complex; small-subunit processome; nucleolus. NCBI's taxonomy places the organism in Eukaryota, Fungi, Basidiomycota, Ustilaginomycetes, Ustilaginales.
AUGCUUCGGCGACAAACGCGCGAACGUCGCGAGUACAUCUAUAAAAAGGCACUCGAGUCCAAAGAGAAGCAGAUCUACGAACGCAAGCAGCAGAUCCGCGAAGCACUUGCAUCGGGGAAACCGCUUCCACCGUCGCUGUCGUCUGCGGAAGCGACGGAGCUGGGUCGAGAUUUGAACCUGGAUGCGGCGCAGGAUGUACCGUCAAGCUCGAUCGACGACGAGUAUUCUCGGGGUGGAACGUACGAUCCGCGUGUUCUGGUGACCACUUCGCGCGAUCCAAGUUCGAAGCUGACGCAGUUCGCUAAAGAGGUGCGAUUGCUAUUCCCCAACUCUACACGCUUGAAUCGAGGUGGCUACACGGUCUCGGACUUAGUAGCUGCUGCACGAAGCAAUGGCAUCACAGAUAUGGUCGUGCUUCACGAACAUAGAGGUGUACCGGACGCUAUGGUGGUAUCGCACUUGCCUCAUGGUCCAACGCUCCUGUUCACGCUCCACAACGUCGUCCUACGCCACGAAGUGUCCGCACAAUCUUCUACCGUGUCCGAACAAUAUCCGCACCUGAUCUUUGAAAACCUGUCCUCGAAACUCGGCUUGCGCGUCCAGACCGCUCUGAAACAUCUGUUUCCCGUCCCGAAACCCGACAGCUCGCGCGUCAUGAGCUGGAUCAACAACAACGACUUUAUCAGCUUCCGCCAUCACGUCUUCCUGAAAACCAGUCACCGUGACGUCCAACUCGCCGAAGUCGGCCCCAGAUUCGAAGCUAGAGUCUACCAAAUCAACCAAGGCACCUUGGACCAACCAGAUGCCGAUAUAGAGUGGGUCUUGAGACCCUACAUGAAUUCAGCCAAGAAAAAACCCCAGUUGUAA